AUGCAUAGUGAGGACCGCAAACAGCUGAUGAUUGGGUCAACAUCAUUGGCCGCCAACACUCGUUCAAGAAACUUGACCCUUUCUGUCGCAAAUAAAAAGCCAACUCAUACAUCAACUUCUCGCAUCGUCAACUUCGAAGAAGCAAAACACAACUUGAAGAAAGGAUACGAAAUGAAGCUAGUCUGGUCACCUGAAACAGCAUCAAAGGCCUACAUCGAUACUGUUAAAUCAUGUGAGGUUUUUCAAGAAUCCAGUGUGGCUGAGCUUAUUUCAGCCACUGCUGCAGGAUGGAACGCCAAACUUAUAGUAGAAACGUGGUCACGGGGUGGAAUUCUCGCCACAAGUAUUGGUCUAGCCAUAGCUAGCCGCCACACAGAUGGAAGACACGUUUGUAUUGUGCCUGAUGAACUUUCAAGAUCAGAAUAUGAAGAAGCCGUGGGAGAGGCUGGGAUGUCACCGGAAAUUAUCGUUGGGGAAGUAGAAGAGGCGAUGGAGGGGCUUGUGGGCAUAGAUUUCUUGGUGGUGGAUUCGCGGCGGAGGGAUUUUGCUAGGGUGUUGAUGCUGGCGAAGCUAAGCAGCAGGGGUGCUGUUUUGGUGUGCAAGAAUGCUAGUACAAGGAAUGGAUCAAGUUUUAGAUGGAGAAGUGUUGUUGAUGGCGGAUCGCGACGACUAGUGCGUUCUGUAUUUCUUCCAGUAGGCAAGGGAUUGGAUAUUGCACAUGUAGCAACCAGUGGGGGAAGUUCCAGUAAUUCAGGCAAGGGUGAACGCCGAUGGAUCAAGCAUGUUGACAGCCUAUCCGGAGAGGAGUACGUCAUUCGAAAGUGA
Molecule: messenger RNA, 825 nt
Organism: Dovyalis caffra
Lineage: Eukaryota; Viridiplantae; Streptophyta; Magnoliopsida; Malpighiales; Salicaceae
Source: the annotation of a GenBank genome assembly